Molecule: messenger RNA, 1668 nt
Organism: Varanus komodoensis (Komodo dragon)
Lineage: Eukaryota; Metazoa; Chordata; Lepidosauria; Squamata; Varanidae
Product: cytochrome P450 2J4-like
Exons: 9
Coding region: 1-1485 (494 amino acids)
Biological process (GO): xenobiotic metabolic process; arachidonate metabolic process
Cellular component (GO): intracellular membrane-bounded organelle; cytoplasm
Molecular function (GO): heme binding; oxidoreductase activity, acting on paired donors, with incorporation or reduction of molecular oxygen, reduced flavin or flavoprotein as one donor, and incorporation of one atom of oxygen; iron ion binding
Source: RefSeq, a predicted model, not a curated record
AUGCAUCUGGGUUUCGCUUUUCUUCUGCUUGUCCUGGCCUUUCUGAUCAUCCAGUUCAUAAAGCUGCAGAGGAUACGGAAGCAAUUCCCUCCUGGACCAACUCCUCUGCCUUUUAUCGGCUGCUUGUGGCAACCAAAGUUUUUCCGGCUGAGUCGUGAACUCCUGACUGAGGUGGCAAAAUCCUAUGGGAAUAUCUACACUUUGUGGUUUGGCUCCCUACCUAUGGUCAUCUUGGAUGGGUACCAAGCAGUGAAGGAUGGCCUUACCACCCACCCCGAAGAUGUCGUGGGUCGCCCUAUCCUGCAUUUUUUCAAAGUUUUUGCAAAUAAUAAAGGUAUUUUGCUUGCGACUGGCAAGACAUGGAAAAAUCAGAGGCGAUUUUCACUGAUGACACUGAAAAAUCUGGGCCUGGGGAAGAAAGGCCUGGAGUACCGGAUCCAAGAGGAAGCCCAGUACCUGGUGGAGAUGGUUAAGGAAACUAAAGGAAAGCCGAUGAGUCCGUCCUACUCCAUCGCGCUUGCAAUUGCAAAUGUGAUUUGUGCUGUAGUCUUCGGACACCGCUUCUCCACUGAGGACAAAACCUUUCACGAGCUACUUGAAGCCAUGGAAUGUAUUUUCACAUUUGCCGGUAGCCUCUUGCAUUAUAUUUACGAUAUUUUCCCCUGGCUUCUGAGCCGUCUCCCAGGGCGUCACAAGCGGGUGUUGCAGGCACGUGACUUUGUGUAUGCCUUCAUAAGGAAGGAGAUCCAAAAGCACCUGGAUGCUGAUGUCCCAGAGGACCCGGAGGACUUCAUCGAUUUCUACCUUGCUCAAAUAGAGAAAACAAAGCACCUGCCGAAAGCACCCUAUGAUGAAAUCAACAUGGUGCACUCCAUAUUUGACCUCUUCCUGGGAGGGACGGAGACAUCCAGUACUACCCUCACCUGGGCAUUGCUCUACAUGGUGCGUUAUCCAGACAUCCAAGCAAAAGUCCAGCAGGAGAUCGACGCCGUCAUCGCUCCUGGCCAGACGAUCUACUACGACGAUCGCAAGCUUCUUCCGUACACAAAUGCGGUCAUUCAUGAGAUCCAGCGCUUCAGCAACAUCGUUGCAGUUGGGCUGCCCAGGUACUGCAUGAAGGACACCAUGAUCCGGCAGUUUUUAAUGAAAAAGGGCACGACGCUCUUCCCAAACAUGGCUUCCGCCUUGUAUGAUCCCAAGGAAUGGGAGAUGCCUCUGUCUUUUCAUCCGGACCAUUUCCUGGACAAGGAUGGGAAUUUUACCUGCCGGGAAGCCUUCAUACCAUUUUCUUUAGGGCACCGAAUGUGUUUGGGAGAACAUCUGGCAAGGACAGAGUUGUUCCUUUUCUUCUCGAACCUUCUUCGAGCAUUCAAGUUCCAUUUGGCAGAAGGAAGCAAAGAUGUGACCUUAGAACCUGUUUGUGGUGGAACUUUGCAGCCUCACUACUUUGAAAUCUGCGCCAUUCCUCGACAGACUGCUCUGUGAGGAAACACGACCCUCGCAGGGCAAGGAAACACAGCAGCAGGACACCAACAACUCUGGUUUUCGGGCAUAGUAUUGCAUGUCUUCUUCAAAAUCCUUCAACACAAAAUCAAAGCGAGUGACUGGUACUGAGUCAGACCCAUCCAGCCCAGUAGAGGCAAGACUGACUGGCAGCCAUCCUCCCCU